Thalassophryne amazonica is the source of this 3743-nucleotide messenger RNA. It is a transcript of the gene phf12b, whose product is annotated as PHD finger protein 12b. Lineage: Eukaryota; Metazoa; Chordata; Actinopteri; Batrachoidiformes; Batrachoididae. Gene Ontology annotation, biological process: negative regulation of transcription by RNA polymerase II. Gene Ontology annotation, cellular component: nucleus; Sin3-type complex. The record is from RefSeq and is a predicted model, not a curated record. The coding region runs from base 586 to 3546 and encodes 986 amino acids. The transcript has 15 exons. Gene Ontology annotation, molecular function: transcription corepressor activity; protein binding.
GCGGUUGCGCCAACAACAGCAGAGGAUGUUGCUGCUAGCAGCCAGCCUUUAACACAAACAAUAACACCAGCACUAUUUGCAUCUGCACUCGUCUCGUUUGGGGAUCGAGGUCGGCGGCGGUGGACGCCGAGCAGCGGGGCUGCGGCUCUCCUCGCCUCCUUUCGGGGCUCCGUGUUGCGCUGACGAUGGAGCGCGGUGCUCCUUCACCGAGCUCCUUUUUGCAGGAGGAGCACAAACAAGAAUCAUGGCUGGCCAGCUAGGCCGCACGGGGAUUCUCAAGCUGCCCUCAGACUGAAUCCUCUCUCUGGGUUCGGUUCUGCUUCUCACUCAGCGGUACCGGGAGGACGGUGCUGGUAUUUGACGUCUUUUUUCUGCUUUUUCUUGUGUUUUUUUGUGGACUCUGCUAACCUGUUUAGCGUCACAACCUUGACGCCUUUGCCUUCGUUGUUAGCCGUGUGUUUAUUAUUUUUUUUAGCCGGCUAACGCUGGCUGGAACACCGAUAUUUGUACUAAAAAUCGAAUUUAUCCCACGAUUUACUGCCACCAUAAGCGUUUUUAUCGCAGAUUUAUUUUGCUCCCGGAUGAAUGUGGAGCAAAAUGGAGACGCCGACGAUUGUGUACGAUUUGGAUACUUCAGGAGGCUUAAUGGAGCAAAUCCAAACACUGCUGGCGCCACCAAAGUCGGAGGAGGUGGAGAAGAAGAGCCGGAAGCUGGUCAGGGAUGUGCGGCGGAGCGGCAGAGCCACCAACCACGACACCUGUGACAGCUGCAGGGAGGGUGGAGACCUGCUGUGCUGCGACCACUGUCCUGCAGCCUUCCACCUCCAGUGCUGUAACCCUCCUCUGAGUGAAGAAAUGCUGCCCCCUGGGGAGUGGAUGUGCCACCGCUGCAAUGUUAGGAAAAAGAAACGAGAGCAGAAGUCCGAGCAGACAAACGGAUUACCGGAAAGGUCUCUAUCGAAGCGCUCAGCAUCCCCGAGCAUGGAGCUGGAGCUGAAUGCGGGCCCGCUGCGGCUGGACGGCCUCCCCCCUGGGGCCGGGGCAGCCGGACCCGGUCUACGAGUGGCCCAGGUCCGCCUCCUGGACCGCAGGACCAGCAGCAGGCCGAGCAGCCGGCCCGGCACGCCCACGUCCAACACUUCCUCCACCCCGACGCCUUCGGAGGACCAGAAUGACGGCGAGGAGGAGGUGCCAGACCCGGAGGAUGACCUACCGGGUUCAGAGCUCGAGGCCGCCAUGCCAUCCACGCCGAUGCCGCGUCUCCUCAAGAGGCCGUUUCAGCUACUGAUAGCAGCUGCGAUGGAGAGAAACCCGACGCAGUUCCAGCUGCCCAGUGAGCUCACCUGCACCACGGCACUGCCAGUUUGUCUGGGUGGUGCGUUUGCAGGCAGCAGUAAACGGAGGAGAAAAGAGGAGCUGCUCGGGAAGCCGUUCAGGAGGCCCCAACAUGAAUUAGACCCCAACGGCCUGGUUCCUCUACCAGUCAAAGUCUGCUUCAUGUGCAACAGGAGCUGCAGGUUGGCGCCACUGAUCCAGUGUGAUUACUGCCCCCUUCUGUUCCACAUGGACUGUCUGGACCCCCCGCUCACGGCCUUACCGGCUGGAAAAUGGAUGUGUCCGAACCACGUGGAGCACUUGGUGCUGAAUCAGAGAAACCUCAGCCUGUCCAGCCGCUGUCAGCUCUUCGACCAGUUCCAGGACCGAAUGUCACAGCACGCUGUUAAGUUGGACUUCCUGAGGAGAGUCCACCGACAGAAUGCACCCAACCCGCGCACGAGUCGACAGCACAGCAAGAAGACCAUCAAGGUUCCAGAUGCCAUCAAGUCUCAGUACCACAGUCCUCCCCCCAUGCUGCUCUCAGCGGGAGUGCGUCAGUUGGAGCUGGUCUGCAGCGGUGUCCCCAACCGCCAGCCUCCAGAGCAUCUGACCACGGAGGCCGAGCAGCACGAGUGGCUUCAGGAUGUCAUCGCUCUGCAGUGCAGCAUCACUCGUCACCUCUCCAUCAAGCAGAAGACUUCAUCCACACCGUCGUCCGAGUGGGAGUCUGAGCAGAAAACCACAACACUGCCCCCUAUAGGAAGGACUUCACCCAGCACCUGCUCCAAACCCUGCAGUAUACCUGAUGACCCCCAGAGGGCAUCGGCGUUAGGGGACACCGCAGCAGAACUGGGUCCUUGUAAAUGCAGCACCACGCCCUGUCAGAACUGUAGGAAACCAAACGGACCUCGAGCAGCAGAAGACGGUCGACCCCCCAAAGCUAAUGGACCUCUAGACUGUAACACGCCCGACCUGCAGCACAGACUGAAGACCAGCACCAACCCUCCUGACUCAGAGUCUGGCGCUGGCCUCCUAAACCACAUAGGAGUGGGAGCAGUGAAAUGGGAGCCCGAGGGCAGCGCGGAGGUCUGUGUUCAGAAAAACUGUCCCGACACCUUGGCGGCAUGGAGCCAGCAGAACCACAGCAGCCAGCAGAAGGUGAACACGAGCAGCGAGCAAAACCCCUCCAACUCCAUUACCAGCCACACGUGUUCAGAGAGUCUGCCUAAAGAAGCCCCGGAGCAGGACUCUGCCAAUACGGGAUCCUCAGAUGUCAAGGCCAGUCCUGGUCCAGCAGACUCGCUGUCGUCCAUCUCUCAGCUGUCCAGCUGCAUGAAAGACGCUGCAGAAGAUGAUGGAGGUAUCCAGUUGGACAAAUUGGACGCGGCGAUGAUCAAACUUCUGGCCUGGCAGAGGAUCCAGCAACUGUUCCCGCCUAAAACCUCCUCGGCGCUGAAAACGCCGGCGCCGUGUCCCGACAAUCAGAAGAAGGUGAAGGCCCGAGCAGUUUUCUACCCUCUGAUGGGGAAAGGCGGAGCCAUCAACAUGUGCUACAGGACGCUCUACAUCGGAUCUGGUGCUGACAUGGACGUGUGCCUUACAAACUACGGUCACUGCAACUACAUAUCGGGGAAACAUGCCUGUAUUUUCUACGAUGAGAACACCAAGCAUUACGAGCUGCUCAAUUACAGCGAGCAUGGCACCACCGUGGACAACGUCCUCUACUCCUGUGACUUCUCAGAGAAGGCCUCCACAUCACCACCAAGUGGCCUGGUGGCCAAAGUGCAAGGCAUCAUCCGUCGCAGUAAGAAGCGUGAGCAGGAAAAGGGCCCGAGCUCAAAGGCGGCUUUUUUGCCAGCCAGCGGUGUGAUGAGCAGUCAGCCGCACGGCGCCGUGCCGGCGUCAUGCACCUGCAAGGCGAGCAGCUCCAGCCUGAUCGGCGGCAGCGGGGCGGGCUGGGAGGGCACGGCGCUGCUCCACCACGGCAGCUGCAUCAAACUGGGCUGCCUGCAGUUCGUCUUCAGCAUCACAGAGUUCGCCAGUAAGCAGCCCAAACAGGAGCUCACGACCACGCCCGCCGCCAGCAGCAGCACUACCAGUACCGCCGUCACCGCCACCUCCCCACCCAACACUGCCACCGUCAGCAGCCCCUCCAGCCAGGACGAGGCCGACGCCGAGCCGCUCCCUCCCCUCCAAGUGCCCGCGCUGCGCUCCGAUGCCGUUCCUUAACCUGCACCGGAAUUCCCUCCCAUUGUUUUGCACCUUCCACGUCACAAUGAAGGGAAAACUGCACAGCCGGUUGGUCAACAGGGAAUAAUUAUUAUUGUUUCCCCCAUUUUAAUGGUUUCUAUCUUUGCAUGAACUUGAAGUAUUAUUGACAAUCUUGUUUUUGAAUGACUGACAGUCACCUUUUGUUCAUGUAACGC